GUAACACUAAUUGAUGGGCUGGGCUUUUUAUGCCUUUACUCGUGGUAUCCCGCUAGUAGCUCGCGGAGAGUCUGGCACGGGCUAGCUACAGUAGUAAAUAGCAUGCGGGAGUCGAUACAUGCCCUUCGUUGUGACUUGUUGUGCCUUCAAGACACACAGAGCGAACGGACGCGGUCGAGUGUAGCACUGAACCCGAUCAUAUCGGUAUUUACCUGAUUUCGUGCGCGCGGUGGCAGAAAACGUGGUAACAGACAGACGGACUGACGGACUGAC
Molecule: messenger RNA, 273 nt
Organism: Geodia barretti
Lineage: Eukaryota; Metazoa; Porifera; Demospongiae; Tetractinellida; Geodiidae
Source: the annotation of a GenBank genome assembly